AUGGGGAACCCUCCCAAGAUCAUCCCUCACACUUCUAACAUCGCAGUCCCUCCUAACACGACCUUCUUUCCUUCCCUCAGGCUGAACAAGAGUCACAGGGCGGCCCAGGACGCUGAGUACCCGGCCUACGGUGUGACGGGCCCCAACAAGGACCUCUCUCCCUCCGGGGACCGCAAGCUGGCACAGUCCGCCCACAUGUACCACUACCAGCACCAGAAGCAGCAGAUGAUCGCCCUAGAAAAGUCCUCGGGAGGGGAGCGCCACGGGUCCACCUCUGACGUGGACUCCGAGGAGGAAGGUGAAGAGAACGAGUACACGGUCUACGAGUGCCCCGGUCUGGCCCCGACUGGCGAGAUGGAGGUGAAGAACCCGCUUUUCCACGACGACCCCACCCCGGCCACGCCCUCCAUCAGGAAGGAGGCGGAGCAGAACCACCACGACCACCACGACGAGGACACGACCACCAAGUGAACGCGACCUGCACGGCUCGAGUGGCUGACCAAGUUCAUUUAUACGUAAAUAGCUAAAAAAGGGAAAUACUAAUACUGUAUAGUGGUUAUUAAGCAAGCUGAAGCGACGACGACGACAAGUACUAUCUUAUUAUUGUAUAGUGAUGAUGAAGGAAGCUGACACGACGAGGAAGCAACAUAAUGAGUGGAUUUGAAACGUUUCUGGCAAUUAGUGAAGGAGCUGAGGACGGAAUGGACGCACGGUUAGGAUGUUGAGGGUUAUUGUGAAAAAAAUGUGUAUCAGGGAAAGGAAGAAAUUGUUUGGAUAAGAGAUAAGAAGAUGAAACUAUGAAUAAGCCUGCUACACACACACACACACACACACACACACACACACACACACACACUUCCACACUUUUAAACGCUUGUGUCCUCACUAUACACACAAUCCACGGUCUCUCUCAUAGACUGGAAUAGUUUGCUUUGCCACAGAACAAGAAACACACACACACACACACACACACACACACACACACACACACACACACCUCGCAACGACUCUCCUCUCACAUCACACCUGACUCUCUGACGGGAUCGCGACAACACCUGAAGAAAAGGGAUAAAAAAAAAAAAACAGUCUCGCAGGUACACAAGUGAUGAUUCGCGAGAACAUUACAGGUAAAGCUUCUCCGUCGUCAUUGCAGGAGCAGCGUGUGGAUAACUUCUUUUUUUCAUGGCCUUUGAGUUUUCUCCUUUAUCGUGAAAAAAGAAGAUUUAACUGAGUGAAAUAAGACCACAGUUGAGCCUCCAUAACACAGACAAAGAACCGGAAAUUACAGUAAGGCAGAUAAGAGGACAUACCAACCAUUAGCAUAUGUGAUUCUUCGCCAGCUUCAAAACACUGAUAGAUCCAGAAUUUAGAGAUAUAAUAACGAUUUUUUUACAGUAAAGGGAACAGCUCAAGGACAAAAAAUAAAUAAAAACAAUUAAAAAAACGCUAGCGCUGCUCCUAUGAAAAUAAAGUAAAGAAGAGCACCCAAAAGAGAGGUCAGUUUAGGAUGGAAAGUCAAUAUCAGAUGGAAGUCAAUGCAUAAUUAUAAGCACGCCUAUACUAGAAUCCACAUAACACUGUCAAGCGUCUAUUAACCAUGCAAAUAAACGGAAAUAAACUAACAUCAAGACAGACAAGACACUAUUACCGGUCAUCGCCUUGCACCACUUCUACUCGUCAGCUUCGUAUAGCCUCAGAACACUAUGUAAAAGUUGGGUCACUGGAAAAAAAUAAAUAACCACAAAAAAGAAGAUAUUACGUGUGAUGAAAACGAACUCCAAAACUUUAAGGACGCGGUUCCAAUAUCUUUUUCGUUCUAUCUCGUUUGCUAUUGAAGUUUUUUCGGCAAAUCAUGUAUCGUUUAGUACAAAAUGUAUGAUGAUGAUGAUGAUGAUGAUGAUGAUGAUGAUGUUAUAACGCUGUGUUGCAAACCGGGGGCGCGUCACGUUGGGGCAGGAUGGUACAGGAGCCUCACCGUCAAGGCCUCGGGUGGGCUGUAAACCGUUUCAAACCCUUUCUCUUCCACGGCAGACAGACACGACAGACAGUAUUACCUUUACCAGCCGCGACAGGGAGAGCUGAACCUAAAUAAAUAAAAAGCAUGAAGUAUCUACGUUUCACCACCAAAAGAGACGGUUGUUUUUUCUCUCUCAUUCAUUCAGUUCAUGCACGGAAAAAAUUUAUUAUCUCUUGAUGUUCACCAUAGAUUGCCUUUUUUCAUGGAAGGAUUAAAAAGUAAAAGCUACCAAUGUUUGUCACAGGAUAAACAUAUUACACCUCUAUUUUUUCUUCUUCAUUCACUCAUUCACUUCAUAGAGAAGAAAAUAAUAACAAUAAUUACUUCCAUCACUUAACCGUAUUUUCUUUCAAAUUUUCUUUCAUUUCACGAAAAAACAACAGCAUUAACAACAACAACAAUAAUAAUGAUAAUAAUGAAAGAUCUAAUAACCUUGAAAUACCUACGUGAGGAAAAUAAUUCAUGUUUUCUUUCACUCAUUCAUUUAAUUCGUGAAAAAGAGUAUGUCAGUAUAUACACACAGCCAGUUGACAGUCCUCCUCUUACACCAAUAACUUCACCAUGCCGGCAGCCACUUGAAACAGUCGCCUACACUCAGCGCCGGAGACAAUAAGCAGGAACGUCAGGUCAGCCUCAGUCACCUCGUAGCAGCGAUCGCGUGCUCUCCGUGCUCCUCCUCCCUGCCGUCGUGCGCUGCGCCGCCGCCACUCAACCCCGCGUUUACAUAUAUUUCUCAUGUAGCUCUGGCAGGAGUCUCUCUCGUUCUCGGUGUAAAAAGAACUCUAGGGUAUAUUCGCCUCUUUUUAGUACCCAGCCUUCCAGUUAGUACUCAUGUGAAGAGUAUAACUAGUCCCAAAAAUAAGGUGAGUUGAUAUAUAUUAAACUUCUACUAUUGUCAGGAUAAAGACUGAUCCGUCGGUUUUAUCGUGACUACUUCCCACUGCAUACGUCAACUCAGUGUUUCAGGUUGUUUUUUUUCCUUACUGGCAUGAGUGCUAAAUGGAAUGACACGUACAAAAUGGAACGGCAAAUGAACCCUAGGCAACUAUACAUAAGUAAAAAAAAAAGCCAUAUCCAACUUUUACAGUAACGCCCUCAGAGCUUAUA
Messenger RNA from Eriocheir sinensis (Chinese mitten crab), 3124 nucleotides. RefSeq names its product neural proliferation differentiation and control protein 1-like. NCBI's taxonomy places the organism in Eukaryota, Metazoa, Arthropoda, Malacostraca, Decapoda, Varunidae. The record is from RefSeq and is a predicted model, not a curated record. Bases 1 to 471 code for a protein of 156 amino acids. Gene Ontology annotation, cellular component: membrane. The transcript has 4 exons.